Molecule: messenger RNA, 1663 nt
Organism: Cucumis melo (muskmelon)
Lineage: Eukaryota; Viridiplantae; Streptophyta; Magnoliopsida; Cucurbitales; Cucurbitaceae
Product: divinyl chlorophyllide a 8-vinyl-reductase, chloroplastic
Exons: 2
Coding region: 1-1260 (419 amino acids)
Molecular function (GO): oxidoreductase activity
Source: RefSeq, a predicted model, not a curated record
AUGUCCAUUUGCUCCACCGUCGGUGCCGGAUUCAACCUUCAUUCGCCGGCGAAUACCAUCAAUUCAACCCGUUUAUCUUCUCAUUUCGUCUAUCGGAUUCCGGUGAGUUCAUUCUCUUUCUCUUUUCAAACUUCUUCUUUACGUUUAUCACAAACCCCCAAAUUCAGUAGGAAAGGACGAAAUCGCAUUGUAGUUUCUUCGGCCCCAGUUGUUGAAUCCACUAAUUCUUCGUUUAGAGCCAAAAACCCUAAAGAUACUAAUGUUUUGGUAGUGGGUUCUACUGGGUAUAUCGGGAAUUUUGUGGUUAAGGAGCUGGUUAGUAGAGGGUUCAAUGUCAUUGCCAUUGCUAGGGAGAAGAGUGGAAUUAGAGGUAGAAACAGUAAGGAACGAACAUCUGAUCAGUUGAAAGGAGCUAAUGUUUGUUUUUCAGAUGUGUCCCAUUUGGAUGUUUUGGAGAAAUCUUUAGGGGAUCUGGAUGUGCCUAUUGAUGUUGUGGUUUCUUGCCUUGCUAGCCGAACUGGUGGCAUAAAGGAUUCUUGGAAAAUUGAUUAUGAGGCUACAAAGAACAGUUUAGUGGCUGGAAGAAAUCGUGGGGCUUCUCAUUUUGUGUUGCUUUCUGCAAUUUGUGUGCAGAAACCUCUUCUUGAAUUCCAACGUGCUAAGCUCAAAUUUGAGGCUGAGCUAAUGGAAGCAGCUAAAGAAGAUAGUGGAUUUACAUACAGCAUUGUUAGACCAACUGCUUUCUUUAAGAGCUUAGGAGGUCAAGUUGAGUUGGUGAAAGAUGGUAAGCCAUAUGUGAUGUUUGGGGAUGGGAAGUUGUGUGCGUGCAAGCCAAUCAGCGAGCAGGAUUUGGCUUCUUUUAUUGCAGAUUGUGUGUUGAGUGAAGAUAAAAUCAAUCAGGUUUUGCCCAUUGGUGGCCCCGGGAAAGCGUUGACUCCGUUAGAACAAGGUGAGAUCUUGUUUAGGCUGUUGGGGAAAGAACCGAACUUCUUGAAAGUACCGAUUGGGAUUAUGGAUUUUGCCAUUGGAGUUCUCGAUUUCCUUGUCAAGUUCUUUCCUGCAAUGGAAGAUGCUGCUGAGUAUGGGAAAAUUGGAAGAUAUUAUGCAGCUGAGAGUAUGUUGCUUUUAGAUCCUGAAACUGGAGAGUACAGUGCAGAUAAAACACCAAGUUACGGAAAGGACACAUUAGAAGACUUCUUUGAAAGGGUCCUCAGGGAAGGGAUGGCUGGUCAAGAAUUAGGUGAACAGAGCGUUUUUUGAUAUUUUCUGCAGAGUAGCAGGUCCUUGGAGUUGCAAGUUUGAGAUGGACGGUACACGUGAAGCAGUCUCAUAUGGAACAAGCAAAAACCAGAUGGGGAUGACAUUGCACCUAACCCCACCCUCUACUUCUCUUGCCUUGAAGUUUUUCCUAUCUUCAACUGUUGAAAACGACGACGAGGAUCCAGAUUUUCCAACACAAGUUUCGGUUAAAUUAAUCCUUACUCAAACUUGUUCUUUGGAAAACAACUAUCCUUCACUUCAUUUUUGUUCAAGUAUUAGCUAACUAUUGAAGUUGGAAGCUAACAUAUUGUAACUUGUAACCGUGGUUCGUUUUCGAAUAACUUCUUUUUCAGGAUGCUCUGUUGAAUGUCAAUUUAGACUCACCAACCUUUUUACUGCCUUA